CACGCGGUUUGCCACGUGUGUACGUCGUUCGUAGAUUUUUUAAAAAUAUCGAACUUCAUCUAUAUUUAAUUGUUACUGUUUCCAUACUAAUUAACAGAAUGCCUCCUAAAUUUGAUCCCAAUGAAAUUAAAAAAGUUUAUCUACGAUGCGUUGGAGGUGAAGUAGGAGCAACUUCAUCUUUGGCUCCAAAAAUUGGUCCUCUUGGUUUGUCUCCAAAAAAAGUUGGUGAUGAUAUUGCCAAAGCUACCAGUGAUUGGAAAGGUUUGAAGAUUACUGUACAAUUGACAAUUCAGAAUAGACAAGCUACCAUUUCAGUAGUUCCAUCUGCUGCAUCUUUAAUUAUCAAAGCACUAAAAGAACCUCCAAGGGAUCGUAAAAGGCAGAAAAAUAUUAAGCAUAACGGAAAUCUGUCAUUUGAUGACAUUGUUGCGAUCGCUCGAGCAAUGAGACCAAGAUCUAUGUCAAAGUAUCUUAGUGGCACUGUUAAAGAAAUAUUAGGAACUUGUCAAUCAGUUGGAUGCACAGUUGAAGGUCGACCACCACGAGAUCUCAUCGAAGAGAUUAAUGGUGGAAAGCUCCAAGUCCGAGAUGAAUAAUGUGAUUUAUCAUAAGGGGU
This is a messenger RNA of Eufriesea mexicana, 616 nucleotides long. It is a transcript of the gene RpL12, whose product is annotated as ribosomal protein L12. Bases 99 to 596 code for a protein of 165 amino acids. Gene Ontology annotation, cellular component: cytosolic large ribosomal subunit; ribosome. Gene Ontology annotation, molecular function: large ribosomal subunit rRNA binding; structural constituent of ribosome. Lineage: Eukaryota; Metazoa; Arthropoda; Insecta; Hymenoptera; Apidae. Gene Ontology annotation, biological process: translation. The transcript has 4 exons. The record is from RefSeq and is a predicted model, not a curated record.